AUGUCUUCCACCGCGCCCUCCGUCAAGACCUCGACCAUCGUGGUCGCCAGCGUCGGCGCCGUCGUCACCGGCCUCGUUGCCUACGCCUUCUACUUCGACUACAAGCGGAGGAACGAUGCGGAUUUCCGCAAGGCUCUGAAGCGCGAAUCCAAGAAGCAGGCGCGCGCAGCCAAGGAGGAGGCUGAGGCCGGCGCUGCUCAGCAGAGGAUAUUGAUCCGCGAGGCCGUCGACCGCUCCAACGAGGAAGGCUUCCCGCGCGACCCGGAGGAGGUUGAGGGCUACUUCAUGCAGGAGGUCGCCCACGGCGAGCAGAUGACCCAGGACGGAUCGGACCCCGUCGAGGCGGCGCUCUGCUUCUACAAGGCCCUCAAGGUCUACCCGCAACCCAAGGAGCUGAUCAACAUCUACGACAAGACUGUGCCCAAGCCCAUUCUUGACAUCCUCGCCGAGAUGAUCGCCUACGAUAAGUCGAUACCCAUUGGCAAGCCCGGAAACGACAAUGCCGUUGACGAGUAA
Molecule: messenger RNA, 516 nt
Organism: Diplodia corticola
Lineage: Eukaryota; Fungi; Ascomycota; Dothideomycetes; Botryosphaeriales; Botryosphaeriaceae
Product: mitochondrial import receptor subunit
Exons: 3
Coding region: 1-516 (171 amino acids)
Biological process (GO): protein import into mitochondrial matrix; tRNA import into mitochondrion; protein targeting
Cellular component (GO): mitochondrial outer membrane; mitochondrial outer membrane translocase complex
Molecular function (GO): transmembrane protein transporter activity
Source: RefSeq, a predicted model, not a curated record